AUGGUCGAGGCACCAAUUCUUAUGCGAUCAUUAGUCGCAAUAUUUAUUAUGAUGUUUUUUAUUGCUGCAGUAGCCUGGUCGAUAUUGUUGUUUUCUCGCGGAUAUUUUUUCUCAUAUACAAUUGUUGUAUUUGGUGACUCAUUGUCCGAUAAUGGGAAUCAGUUUGCGAGUACAAAUAAUACCAUUCCACCGCCUGAUAUAUAUCCUAAAGGACGAUGGACAAACGACAAAACUUGGGUGGAGUAUGUCGCGGACUCCUUGAAUGUCAAUCUAAGAGAUAUGGCAUUUGGCGGGGCAACAGCCGAUAAUAACAUUGUAAAAAGUGAAAAUAUAAUCGUAAAAAGUGAAAACAGCUCUACUGGAACUCACAAUAAACAGAAAUAUGAACUGUCGUCUGUUAAACAACAACUCGAUUAUUUUCUUCAAAAUGGCACAGAACCAGAUAAAUACCAAACAACUUACAUGAUUUGGAUUGAAAACAUAAUAGACUCUAUACAAGAAUCCUUAACACGUCUUUCGACAUCAGUCGGCGCACGGAAAUUCCUAAUCAACAAUUUGCCACCACUCGAAAUCACACCAUUGAUUCAAAGACACUUUACAACUGAUCAACAAAAACAGCUAAAGGAUCUCGUCAUCUCUCACAAUGCUCAACUUGAAGUGAUGGUGAAAAACUUUUCCUUGACAAGUCAUCGAGUCACAGCUCGCGUUUUUGAUGUAUACAACUUGACCAAUGAAAUCUUAAAUGAUCCUGAUAAAUAUCAUUUUAAGAAUGUAAAAGAUCCUUGUUUGGAUUAUUAUGAUGGGAUUUUUGCGAAUAGUAGCAGUAUUUCGAAUAGUAGCGGUAUUGAUACGUCUACUAAUGUUAAUAACACGAUACAACCAUGUGAAGAAAGAGACUCAUAUUUGUUUUGGGAUAGACUUCAUCCUACUGCAAGAGCUCAUCAUCUUCUUGCCGAUAAAAUUGUUGACUAUUUGAAAUCACCAGAAGUUAAAGUUCAAGUUAAACCUUGGAACAACAAAACGCACUAG
Messenger RNA from Ambispora gerdemannii, 1029 nucleotides. The record is from the annotation of a GenBank genome assembly. Lineage: Eukaryota; Fungi; Glomeromycota; Glomeromycetes; Archaeosporales; Ambisporaceae.